Messenger RNA from Syzygium oleosum, 1328 nucleotides. Its product is annotated as bZIP transcription factor 11-like. NCBI's taxonomy places the organism in Eukaryota, Viridiplantae, Streptophyta, Magnoliopsida, Myrtales, Myrtaceae. Gene Ontology annotation, biological process: positive regulation of DNA-templated transcription. The record is from RefSeq and is a predicted model, not a curated record. Gene Ontology annotation, cellular component: nucleus. Gene Ontology annotation, molecular function: transcription cis-regulatory region binding; DNA-binding transcription factor activity. The transcript has a single exon. The coding region runs from base 727 to 1206 and encodes 159 amino acids.
CUCCAACCGCUGGAGGGCCUCUCCCUUCUCCUUUCUUUUCUCUCCUACAUAGCAAUCUUUAUAGGCAUCUUUCCUGGUUCCCCAUAGAUCUUAUAUUUCUGUUCUCUUUUUUGUUGCCACCGCUUCCAUAGCUUUGUGGCAAAGCUAUCUUCCUCUCUGGUUCUCUCCUCUUUCGGUUGAUGAUUCUGAUUUCUCAAAUCAAAGAAAGGAAAAUCAAGACUUUAUCCCACUGCUUUAAUUCCUCCUCUGCUCUAUUUCUCUUGCAAAGCCCUCUCCUUGUCCUUAAUGUGGCUUUGGGUUUUUGAGGCUCCUGGUUCCCAUGCCAAACCUUUCAACCUCCCCCAACAACUUGGGUGUUUUUGAUCAAGAAAUCUAUCUUCAUGCUCAUCACCCACUUCUUGAUGUUUGAGACUCAUGUCUCCAAUUCUCAGUGAGAUCCUUCUCUGUGGGUAUAUAAUCUCCUCUUCAUUUAGGCGCAGGACCCACCUUGUUCAAUCCUUCUCGGUUGUCUUCCUCUACUGGCUCUACUAUGUCUCAUGAUUCAACUCUCGAUUCCUGCUAAUAUAUGUAAUAGCUACCUUUUCUGAAUAAAUCUGAAGCUGAAUAUCAUCUGGGUCUUUCUUUAGUUUUAUAUUCUCCCCCCACUUAAUUGCUCUGAAAAGAGAGAAAAAAUUUCUGCACAAAGCACAAGAUUUUCACAAAACACUGGAGUUUGUAUCUGCAUCGAUGGCAUCUCCUUGUGGGACGUCUUCAGGGUCGUCCCUGGUUCGGAACUCGGCCUCCGAGGAGGAAUUGCAGGUUGUCAUGGACCAGAGGAAGAGGAAGAGGAUGAUCUCGAACCGCGAGUCGGCGCGGCGGUCCCGGAUGAGGAAGCAGAAGCACCUGGACGAUCUGAGGGCUCAGGCCGCUCAGCUGAGCAAGGAGAACCACCAGAUCGGGACCAACAUCAACAUCACCACACAGCAUUACUUGGGCAUUCAGGCUGAGAACUCUGUGCUGAGAGCCCAGGUGGGUGAGCUUAGCCACAGGUUGGAGUCACUGAAUGAGAUCAUCAGUUACUUGAAUGCGAACAAUCGGGUCUUUGAAUCUGGGGUUGCCUACAGCGGCCCAAUCGAGCCUGUUGACGAGUUCCUGAACUCGAACCCAUUUAGUCUUGGCUUUAGCAAUCAAGCUAUCAUGGCUUCUUCAGAGAUUUUUCAGUGCUGAUUUUGUCUAUGUGCAGGGGUUAUUUUGGGUUUGGGCGAUAAAGUAUGUUUUAGUAUAUCAGCAUAAGUGUACUUUCUCGUAAUGUAAGUGUUACUCUCAGUCAUAUAAUGAUUUUGUCUCUA